GUGCCCAGGCAUCUUUACCCAAGACGCUCUCUAGACCACUCAACAUCCUCUUCAACUCCCGCUUCACCUGCUCGGUCUCUUUCCCAGCCACCCGCAAUAUCGCUCCGUCGUUCUCUGUCUGACUCAACGACCACAAAAGCGUCUCUGCCACGAUUUGACGCGUCUGGGAUCCAAAGAGUAACACCGUUGCAUAACAAGGAUAUGGAUGCAUCUUCUGUGCUAGUGUCCGCUUGGGGAGUUUGUCGCUGGGACGAUCUGGUUCGUUUUCUAACACCAUGACAUCGCGGACAACGCGUUUCCCAUCUAUCACCACUUCAUUGACGCUGCAAUAUCGAGAGAACACCCAUUCCUCUUCGAGCGCCUGCCGCCCGCAGGUGAUCCAGUCCACUGCGACCAGGGACGCGUCGUGCGGUAGAG
Mycena citricolor is the source of this 417-nucleotide messenger RNA. The record is from the annotation of a GenBank genome assembly. NCBI's taxonomy places the organism in Eukaryota, Fungi, Basidiomycota, Agaricomycetes, Agaricales, Mycenaceae.